GGCCAGUGGUUUAUUAUAUAGCUGACCUUCUUUAAAGCAUCCUACUCUUAAACUCCCACUAAAUUUUUCCUCUACCAUCACGUGACAAUUAUUGCCAACCACUGAAACAGUGACAUUAGUUCGAGCGUAGCAAGAGCGGUUGAAUUAAAAAGUAACUUCCACACUUCCAGUAACUUCGUUUUUGUCAGUUCUUCUAGUUUUAUACAAAGAAAAAAUAGCAACAUGAGUAAAUUCGUUGUUUUAUUGGCAUGUUUGGCAGUUGUUGGCUAUGCCUCAGCAUUAGAAUGUUAUUUCUGCGACGAUUGUCAAGGAUCUCCAAGCAGCUGGCCAAAAAGAGCUUGUGGCACUGUCCAACCCGCAGCUGGUAUGGAAUGGGCGUGUUCACGAAUUGAUUACAAAUCCAGAGCUACCUACAAAGAUGCCGUAGACAGAGGAUGCGCAGCAGUCCCAAAGGUGAAUGGAAAAUUAAACUUCAAUUGCCCAACAACCAAGGGAGAACCAAAAUCUUGUGCCGCCUGUCAACAAGACUUAUGUAACUCAGCUCCAAGCAUACAGUUCAGCUUUGUGGCACUAGCUUCUGUUGUAUUGGCUGUAAUUGUUCCAAAGUUAUUGUAACUUAAUGUAAGUGCAUGAAGUACACAAUGAAAAUACUUGCGGGUUACAAUCGAAUAAGACACACAUUUAUCUAAAGAACUCGCACAUUUUGUAAUAAUAAACAGAGAUUUACAACUUAAAAUUUUUGUAAAAUAGCAAUAUUUGAAAUAUCAUUACAUUUGUCUAUAGCCACAAAUAAUAAUAAUAGUUAAUGUAUUCUUGUUAUUGUAUUGAUUUUUUAAAGUUUAAAUAAAUAUAAUAAAUAUUGAAAUCAA
Messenger RNA from Diabrotica virgifera virgifera (western corn rootworm), 869 nucleotides. RefSeq lists its product as uncharacterized. The transcript has 3 exons. NCBI's taxonomy places the organism in Eukaryota, Metazoa, Arthropoda, Insecta, Coleoptera, Chrysomelidae. Bases 223 to 615 code for a protein of 130 amino acids. The record is from RefSeq and is a predicted model, not a curated record.